Molecule: messenger RNA, 3721 nt
Organism: Spathaspora passalidarum NRRL Y-27907
Lineage: Eukaryota; Fungi; Ascomycota; Pichiomycetes; Serinales; Debaryomycetaceae
Gene: PTK2
Product: protein kinase
Exons: 2
Coding region: 359-3046 (895 amino acids)
Biological process (GO): protein phosphorylation; intracellular signal transduction
Cellular component (GO): cytoplasm
Molecular function (GO): protein serine/threonine kinase activity; ATP binding
Source: RefSeq, a predicted model, not a curated record
UUUUUUUUUUCAAUUAGGUUUCGCAUACUUAAUCUAUUGAGAUUCCACCCACCCGUUUUCCCACCCCCAUCCCGCUACUAGAAAAGGGGAUCAUCAUUCUUUAUCAUAGAUCAGAUAAAAUUCCAGAAUUCUUUAUAAAUUUCAGAAAAACAUUCCUUAGUUUUACUCCACGAGCUAUUUUAACUUAAUCAUACCAAGUUGAACCAAAAAAAGUUAAAAUACCGCACUACAAAGGUCAUCCAGUUAGACUUAUAGAUUAUAGCAACCUAUUGAACUUUGUUCGCUAGUUUUUUUUUAUCACCAUUUUACAACCAAACACUUUAGAUAGAUCAUAUAGCAUAUACACACACAAGUUACAAUGCCAUUGACCAGGUCAUCACUGCAAACAAACACCCACCACCAUCAUCGUCACAUCAAGAACAUUUUCAAAAGGGAAAAGUCCCCCGAUGACACCCCAUCUUCAAACAGUUCAUCCACAGUGGGACUUUCCAAAUUGUUUCACCACACUAAGGAAGCAGAAAAUGACCAUCCUGAGUUGAAACCACCAAGUCGUGUUCCUUCUGCAUUUGCAAUUAGACGCCAUAACACUAACCCGGGGAGAUUACGAAGCAAUUCAGAAAAGAUACCGACCCAUUCGGAAUCAUCAUCGCCAGUACAACAGCAACAUGCAGGCCAAGGCCAUCCUCCUUUCCACCAGCCAAAGAAACUUACCAAGGCAGAAACGUUUGCUCAUUUACAGCAAUUGAACACCAAGAAUGCUCACCAGCAACAACUUAGAAGCAGUCGCUUGCCCUCCAACCACAACAAUAUCGCCACUCCAACCUCAGCUGAAAAGAUUGUUUAUAAUCCUUAUGGGUUAAAUAAGAAUCCUUCCCAAGAAGGGCCAAAAAACACCAGUUUUUACCUUUCUGGGGUUGCUGAUGGCGAGCGUGUUGUCGCCAACCCAGUAGCUGAUCCCAAUGACUACUUGCCAGAAGAUUUGAAACAAGCUAGUGUAAACUUGCUCGAAGACUAUGAAAUUGAUGUAGGUACGAAAAAGUUGGGUGCAGGUGGUUCCUCCGAUGUGCGCAUUAUCAAUUCUGUCCAUAAUAAAAAGAUUGUGUUUGCGUUAAAGAAAUUCACAUUAUUAUCCAAAGAAACCGACGAAGAAUUCUACAAGCGUGUUCUGAAGGAAUACGUGAUUCAUAAAAAGGCAGCCAUAUCCAGACAUGUGGUUGACACCACUGCUAUUGUCAGAAUCCACAGUCAGACCAACUUGACUAGAGGUUGGGGUAUGGUUUUGGAAUUCUGUGGCGGGGGUGAUUUGUUUUCGUUGAUUGUUAAACCAGGUUGGAAACGGGCUCCCUUGAAUGAAAAAUUCUGUUUAUUUAAGCAAAUUGCAUAUGGGAUCAAGUUUCUUCAUGAUAAUGAUAUUGUUCAUCGUGAUAUCAAACCAGAAAAUGUUUUGCUUGAUGCCAAUGGAUUGGCUAAAUUGUGUGAUUUUGGGGUUAGUGAAUAUGGUCAUGAAAUCCCCGGUGACUUAACAUCACCUGCUAAAUUAUCCUGUUCUUAUGUUGGUUCUCCCCCUUACUCCCCACCGGAAGUUAUGCUUUUAAAGGAAAAAUCUCAUACCGAGGUCAAAAAUUUCGCUUAUGAUCCAUUCAAAAUGGAUCAUUGGGGAUUAGGAAUGAUGCUUUUCUGCUUAGUUUACUGCGGGGUUCCUUUCCAACAUGCUAGUCCUAAUGAUCAUGCAUUCCGUGAUUAUAAGUUUAGCCACAAGCGAUUUUGUUCUGAUCAUCAAGCAUUUAGAAAUAAUGUCGGGUAUACUAAAGGUCCUGGAAGUGAAUUCAAAUUGGCGGCUAAAUUCGAAAGUACUGGUGCUUCAAGAGUAGCUUGGAAGUUGUGCGAUCCAUCUCCCGAAUCAAGAUACAACCUCGAUAUGUUGUUUAAUGAUCCUUGGUUCCAAUCUUUGGAGAUGUGUAUUUAUGAACAUCCAGACCAAGAAGUCAAUCCCUUUGUUUUACCAGGAACCGGAGAAAACAUGCCUGGAUCAGGACAAUCCAACUUUCCUUACUCAUCCGCUGGCUCGGUUGCUGGAUCUGCAGCACCAUCACGUAGGGCUACAUUCAAUAGAAACCCCCGUUUGGAAGAAGAGAGUGUUAUUGCUACCGGAGAAUUGCCUGCUAAUUCAUCACUUAGAAGUAUGUUAGAUCUUGGCGAUGUCACCAAGAAAAUCAAUGAAAUUAAGGUUACACAACGCGGAUCCAACGCUGCUACUCCUAUGUCACCACAAACACCAUCACAUGCUUCUGAUUUUACUCCUGGAUCAACACCAGAUAUAAACGGGGGUGUUCGUCGAGUCAAGUCUAUGUUGGAUGUUGGUAAAAGUGAGAACACUGGUUCGACAGUUACACCUAUGCCGGUUACACCCCCCUCUCCAAUCGAAGAAAACUUGGAAUCCACUGGUGACAAUUUGCCAGCUGUAACUGAGACUGAAGACGAGCAUGUACCUUUAGUUCAAGAGAUGACCAAGAUACCGGAAAAUGUACAAGCUGAGGAAGAAGCCGAAGAAGCAAUCAAGGAAGAGAAGAUAAAAGAACGCCCACUGCAGGAGUCUGAAAGCAGCGGUAUUGGAGAACAAGAGUCUAUCUUCCCCUUACCAUUGCCUAGAAAUGACACCAAGAUCAAACGGGACCAUUCUUCAUCGUCACUUCAGUAUGAUACUUCAUUUGAUCAUGAUAUAUCACUUCAGUAUGAUUCUACUUUGCAGUCAGAUUUACAGACAUCUCUUCGCAAGGAUACUUCCAUGACUGAAAAUAUUUCAAGUCAAGAGAAGGAAAUGAAGCAACUUCAAGUGGAGCAAUCUAGUAGUCAAGAGAAGGAACUUUCCGAUAGUGAAAAAGCAGAUGCACGCUCCCUUGCAGAGUUGAAGCCCAAGUUGUUAAAGAGUAUCCCCGACUUGCAAUUAGAUAAAGACGGUACAUGCGAUCUUGGUUAUAAGAUAAAGAAGCAUAACCAUACUGGUGUUAGUGGCGCUGAAAUCAGUGGUGCUGUUCGGAGAAGGUGAUACGAUUUUUUUUUCUUCUUUAGUUAUUGCUUUUGUUUAUAGGGUUUGUAUUUAUUUGAUAAAUGAUACGUUUACAUAGAUAGAGUAUCAGAUUUAUACAACACCCGUUAUGUAAUACUAGUGUCAAGAUUUAGACGUAAAUGUACAUUUAUUUUUUUUGAUUAUGUGUAAAGCUAUGAACCCAGAUUGAAUGAAAUAGAAAACAAUUUAUAUAAAUAUUAAAAUGUGAUAGUUGUUUUAUAAAUUAUUCAACGUUAAAUUUAAGCUUGUAAAGAAACUCUACCCUUUGGAUUAGUAACCUUGACACCAAUCUUCUUAGCCUUGGCAACAAUUUCAACUCUGUUCUUAGCAGAAAUGUUGUGGGCAAUUUCAGCAGCAUAAGUCUUAGUGUGCAAUAACAAGACAUCUAAGUCCUUGACGUUCUUGACUAAGAAGACCUUGUGACCAGAUGGGGUCAUGUGCUUGGUCUUGGUGUUAGAACCGUAACCAAUGUUUGGUUGAGGAAUGGUACCUCUGAAUCUUCUUCUGACACAAGAGUCAAUACCCUUUUGCUUUCUCCAGUUUUCAGCAACUCUGUGGUAUCUGUCAGAGUGGUGUCUCUUGAACUUCUUGGUGUAUUUCUUGACAAUCUUUGGGUGUGGUAAAGAAGCAGCCACUUUUUGAAUCUUGGUGUUU